Molecule: messenger RNA, 1125 nt
Organism: Aspergillus japonicus CBS 114.51
Lineage: Eukaryota; Fungi; Ascomycota; Eurotiomycetes; Eurotiales; Aspergillaceae
Gene: cdc31
Product: putative cell division control protein Cdc31
Exons: 2
Coding region: 227-1102 (291 amino acids)
Biological process (GO): spindle pole body duplication
Cellular component (GO): half bridge of spindle pole body; mitotic spindle pole body
Molecular function (GO): microtubule binding; calcium ion binding
Source: RefSeq, a predicted model, not a curated record
CCUGAUUCUCCUGACCACCUCAACACCCUCACCUCACAUCACAUCACAUCACAUCACAUCCUAAUCAACAAAUCCCUACAGAAACGACACCAUACCGUGAAUCCCCAAUAAUUACACGGGCAAUGAAGCUCAACCACCUCGCCUGAACCAACGCCCUCCCGUUCAAACCAAACCACACCACCACCACCACCACACCACCCACGGGGUGCCUCACAACAACCAGAAAAUGGCCUCCUCCAGCCAACCCUUCGGCUCGCGCUCCUACGCCGCCGGCAAACUGCCCGACCGGUCCCUCAACGCCGCCAACGCCCUCCCCUUCAGCGCGUCCGCCUUCUCGCGCCACCGCGGCCUCGCCGGGGGCGGCGGCGGCGGUGGCAGCAGCAUCCCCAACGCCGGCGGCGUAGGCGCAGGCCUCGGCGCAGGGGACUUCAGCAACGACCCGAGCAGCAACAAGACGAACCACCCGCAAGCGCAGCACAGCCAUAUGGCCGGAGGAGCGCCGGCGCCGCCGCUGCACGGCCAAGACACGAACCCGCUGAGUCGAUUAACGGAGGAACAGCGGGAGGAGAUCAAUGAAGCGUUCACCCUCUUCGACCUCGACCGCGACCGCCACCUCGACUACCACGAACUCCGCGUCGCCUUCCGAGCCUUAGGCUUCUCGCUGCCAAAACAAGAACUCAUCUCCCUCCUCACGACCUACGGCGUGCCGCGGCCCCAAGUCCAGCAACAGCAGCAACAAGCCGCCCAAGCGACCGCCAACCAAUCCCAACCGCCGCAAAACCCGCCGCAACCCCUCCAGAAAUCCACCGCCAACAACCCCCAACACCCGUCCAACCUCCUCAUGCCCCUCAGCGCCUUCCAGGCGGUCACCGCGCUCAAGAUCCUGGAGCGCGAUCCGCGCGACGAGAUCCUGCGGGCCUUCGAGCUGUUCGACGAGGGCGGGAAGGGGUACAUCGAUCUGGAGGAUCUGCGGCGCGUGGCGCGCGAGCUGGGCGAGACCGGGCUCGAGGAGGAGGAGCUGCGCGCCAUGAUCGAGGAGUUUGAUUUGGAGGGGGUCGGGGGUGUGACGAAGGAGGCGUUUGUGAGUAUUUGUUGGCAGUAGGGGUAUAAGAGUACAAAUUCUUG